Coprinopsis cinerea okayama7#130 is the source of this 405-nucleotide messenger RNA. RefSeq lists its product as hypothetical. Lineage: Eukaryota; Fungi; Basidiomycota; Agaricomycetes; Agaricales; Psathyrellaceae. Bases 1 to 405 code for a protein of 134 amino acids. The transcript is spliced from 2 exons. The record is from RefSeq and is a predicted model, not a curated record.
AUGUCAGCCGGUGUUGGCGGAGGCGCUGCCAUCGGAUGGGCUGGUUGGAUGGGCUGGCUUGUCCAGAACGGCGACGGUUUGCUCGGAUCUAUUGGCUUGGACCCGAAUACUGCCAUGGCUGUAGGUGCUCUGAGCGCAGUGACAAGCAUUCGAUGGGCUGUUGGACGAUGGGAGAAGGGCAAGAGGAAAUGGUGGGCAGACUGGCAACGAGUUGCUGAAGGUCUUGACCGCGAUCUGAGGAGCGCACUUCAUCGGAACUUCAAGGACCGAGUGUCGUUAUUGGCACAAACAUCGUCCAAUGGCGUGCGGAAUACCGUCCAACAGCGAGAAGAGGAGAUUGCUCAAGUAAAUGACGAAGUUGGGCAGCUUCGAAAGGAAGUGAAGGCGGUCAUGGAACAGUCAUAG